AUGACUUCCAUAGAAGAAAAAACUAAGUUUAUCUCGAUGUGCGCCAAUAUAAUUAGGGAAAAUUUUGACGGUAAUCCCCUUAGUUUAAACUCCUUCAUAGAUAAGAUCAAUUUAAUUGAAGAGCUUACUGCACCAAAUUUGAUAAACUGUCUCAUUUCAUUCAUAAAAUCGAAAUUAGACGGAAAGGCAAGAGAAGUUUUACCAGAGAACAUAACAAGCGUUGAACAGAUCAAAAACACUCUUAAAGAUAGGAUCAAACCCGAUAAUUCGAAGGUUAUUGCCGGUAGAAUUGCAGCCUUACAUAUAAAAAAUAAUAGUUAUGCAGAUUUUUCGAAAACAGUAGAAGAUUUAGCAGAUGCAUUACAACGUUCUCUUGUAAUAGAGGGUAUAACAAAGGAAAAGGCACAGGAAAUGGCAAUAGAACAGACGGUUUCUAUAUGCAGAAAUAAUGCUAAGUCGGACAUGGUUAAGGCUAUUUUAUCAUCAACAGUUUUCAAAGAACCGAAGGAUGUGGUUGCGAAAUUGAUAAUAGUGGAAUCCACAAAUCAAAAGGAAUAUCAGGUUUUGACAAUGGGACAUAGGAACAAAUCGUCAUUUAUUCGAAAUAAUCAAAAUAAUAGAAAUAAUGGAUAUCGUGGUCAUAAUAGUUCAUAUCGAGGUCGGAAUAAUUCAUAUAGUAGUCGCAAUAAUUCGUAUCGUCAGAACAAUGCAUACCGUAAUCAGAAUAAUAAUUUAUAUAAUUACAAUACUUUUCGGGGACUUUAA
Messenger RNA from Lucilia sericata (common green bottle fly), 765 nucleotides. Its product is annotated as probable serine/threonine-protein kinase nek1. The coding region runs from base 1 to 765 and encodes 254 amino acids. The record is from RefSeq and is a predicted model, not a curated record. The transcript has a single exon. NCBI's taxonomy places the organism in Eukaryota, Metazoa, Arthropoda, Insecta, Diptera, Calliphoridae.